AUGGAAGGAGGACCACCAGGGCCAUCCCAAGCGAUCCCGGUUUCCGGAGACGCGUACUGCAACAGCUCCGCUGCGCCCGUGGACGCUGCUGGCAGCAGCUCGCCGGCCGUCGCGAAGCUCCGGAAGCUGCUGUUCCGGCGGAUGCUCAUCGGCGUCAACGACGGCCGCUACUUCCACGGCCUGUUCCACUGCAUCGACAAGCAGGGCAACAUCAUCCUCCAGGACGCCGUGGAGUACCGCAGCGCCGCCCGCCAUUGCUCGCCUCCCACGGAGCAGCGCUGCCUGGGGCUCAUCCUCAUCCCGGCCGCCUGCCGGUCGUCUUGCCAGGUCUCGCUGAGACUUAGUUUGCAGCCAAUUGCCCAAUUCUGUUAUCUGAGAGAGGCCCUGCAUGUCUUUUUGGUUGUACUCAUUGACAUCUUUGAAGAAAAUUGUUUAUUUGAAAACUUUUACCAUGGUCAUUUCACAGUGCGUUUGGCAACUAUUGGGCCAUUGGUGGAGUUUCUAGAGCUACAGUUAUCAACAAAAACAGGAGUUCAGAAGAGUGCAUAUCAACAGAAAUUACAAAUUGUUGAACUUGUGAAAUCUGGGACUGCAACACUAGAAGCAAGAGCCUCGUAA
Miscanthus lutarioriparius is the source of this 618-nucleotide messenger RNA. Lineage: Eukaryota; Viridiplantae; Streptophyta; Magnoliopsida; Poales; Poaceae. The record is from the annotation of a GenBank genome assembly.